This is a messenger RNA of Helobdella robusta, 540 nucleotides long. RefSeq lists its product as hypothetical. The coding region runs from base 1 to 540 and encodes 179 amino acids. The transcript has 5 exons. NCBI's taxonomy places the organism in Eukaryota, Metazoa, Annelida, Clitellata, Rhynchobdellida, Glossiphoniidae. The record is from RefSeq and is a predicted model, not a curated record.
AUGGCGGAAUUUCAAGUGUCACACCCGUACCACACCCAAGGGCUGGCCGCAGGGGGUUCAGCCCUAUUUGAUGCGGUCAACAGAGGCCAGGUGCAUCUUGCCAAAUUUUUGCUGGAUGCUGCGGUAUCGCCAGAUGUCGUGAACAUGAGGGAUUUUAAUGGCAAGACACCUCUGAUCAGAUGCUGCUAUGUUAAGAUGCCCUCUCUACCGGGAGAAAGCAGUAAAUUAUAUUCAAAGUUCAAAAGGUCACGAGGUCAAAGGGUCAACAUACAGACCUCAUUUUGGGGUGAAAAUGUCCGAAGUUACUCGCACUUUCAUAUAGGCGUAUCCGUGUAUUUGGAUGUAUCUGGAUGUAUUGUAACGGACACCCAGCUUGUAAGAACGUGCAAUUUGUCUCGGUUCGAUUGCCGAGAUAUCCCCGUCUAUCAGAUGCAAGCCAAGAACCACAUCAUAUACAAAAGACUUGAGAUAAUCCUUGAUUUUUUUUUUCGCAGGCGUCAUUUGAAUCAGGUAAACAUGCAACAACAACUCAAAGCCUGA